CCCAUCUCCUUUCUCCCAAACACGGGGCAGAUCCCCAGCUCUGUAGGACUGGAGUCACCUCCACAGCACCGGGGUACACAGGAUACAUGGUCCCCAGCCCGGGGUACCCCUACAUCGGCAUGACCCAGACAGGUGUCACCCUCUGCAGCCCCAGGUGCCUCACCUCUGUCCCUCGGGCCGCCCUGCUCUUCAGCCUGGUUCUCACCUCCUUCCACUCGUCCUGCUGGAUAGAAGCCAGCAGCAGCAGCAACAGCAAUUCAACCCCGAUUACACACCACCCAGACCUUGGGACCCUGGAGCAGUGUACCAACAUGGACUUCUGCCCACUGGCCUCCCUGUGUUGUCGCUCCUCAGUGGAUGAAUACGGCUGGAUUGCAGCGGCAGUUGGCUGGAGUCUCUGGUUUCUCACACUCAUCCUGCUCUGUGUGGAUAAACUGAUGAAGCUAACUCCAGAGGAGUCCAAAGACCUGCAGGCAUGAAUGCAGAGCUGUAGCCCCAAGAAUGGCCAUUGCUACCGCAUCCGGGUAGCAGAGGGAGGGGAGGAUGCUUUGAGAAGCAGGGCUGCUAUAACCUUAAAGUCAUUUGUUCCUUGAAGCCUCA
Nannospalax galili (Upper Galilee mountains blind mole rat) is the source of this 600-nucleotide messenger RNA. It is a transcript of the gene Tmem213, whose product is annotated as transmembrane protein 213. The transcript has 3 exons. The record is from RefSeq and is a predicted model, not a curated record. The coding region runs from base 87 to 479 and encodes 130 amino acids. Lineage: Eukaryota; Metazoa; Chordata; Mammalia; Rodentia; Spalacidae.